Messenger RNA from Sabethes cyaneus, 1182 nucleotides. RefSeq names its product zinc finger protein 226-like. The transcript is spliced from 2 exons. Lineage: Eukaryota; Metazoa; Arthropoda; Insecta; Diptera; Culicidae. Gene Ontology annotation, biological process: regulation of transcription by RNA polymerase II. The record is from RefSeq and is a predicted model, not a curated record. The coding region runs from base 46 to 1065 and encodes 339 amino acids. Gene Ontology annotation, molecular function: RNA polymerase II transcription regulatory region sequence-specific DNA binding; DNA-binding transcription factor activity, RNA polymerase II-specific. Gene Ontology annotation, cellular component: nucleus.
UUCGCAUUUGGCCUUUUUCUACUAACUAUAAUUUCAUGAAAUAAAAUGGACAUCACUAUUAAAACUGAAAAACCCGAACAUUUUGUUUCGGGACAAAAGGACGCCGAUUAUAUCGCGAACAAUUCGGAAGACUAUGUUGUUAAAACGGAAUUAACAAGCCCAAACCAAUCGGGCGAACCGAUUGGUUCCAUUCGUCCAGACCCAGGUCCCAGGAUUGGUUGCAGACUACAUGCGUGUCCUAUCUGCGGUAAAGCUUUCCAGAAACGAUCCUAUAUGAUUACGCAUAUUUGUACGCACACAGGUGAGCGGGCUUUCAAAUGUGAUAAAUGCGGAAAAAGCUUCAUGUCAAAGGAGCACCUUCAGACGCACGAGCGAACACAUUCCGGUAAGCAGCGAAAUAAGUGUGAUGUUUGCGGACGAAUUUGUGAUUCGAAAAUCGAACUGGUAGCUCACGUAAAGAUUCACAACGGUGAGGAUCCCUUCAAGUGCGAAAUCUGUGGCAAGAGUUUGCGUGCCUUCAAAAGCUUGACAGUGCACCAGCGGCAUCACACCGGACAAGACUUGUUUAAAUGCGAUAUCUGUGGCGGAGAGUUCGGAUUCAAGGCCAAUUUGAAGAAGCACAUGAUGAGCAAACACAUGACCGAACGACCCUACAAAUGCAGUUUGUGUGGAAAAGGAUUUAUUGCCAAGGACAAACUGGAGCGCCACAUUCGCAGUCACCGGUUCGAAUGUGUCGUCUGUGGGCAGAAAUUCGUUACCGGUGCCAACCUGCAACACCACAUGUUGGUACAUACCGACCGGAAUCCUCUCGCCUGUGAUGUUUGCGGUAAAGUAUAUCCGGUAGACUCUGUGCUGCGAAAACACAGGGCGGCCGUGCACGGUAUCUGUCAACCUUACGAGUGUUCACGUUGUGAUCGACAAUUUGAAACCAGUACGGGGCUGCGGGCACACAGUUUUACUCAUUUCAGCGCGGAAGAGUACUUCGAAUGUAAGCUGUGCGGCAAAAAGUAUCAACGAGACACAGGUCUUAUUACUCACAUGAAAAGAAAACAUUCCAGUAUUUAGUGGCCACUAAGGAACGAGGAUGUUGAUCGCCGAACUUACCGGAAACCAGUCAACAAAAAGGUAAUUUAUAUGUACUGUAAGAAUGAAAAAGUGUACUAACUUACCGCUUAAGGUUCA